AACAUGGAAGUCAGGUCAGGAUAAACAUAAGGGCAGUUUUCACAAUUAUCCCCAAGCAAAGAUGCUAUGUCUCUUCUUCUUAUAGUCGAUAUGAAGGAAUGUAAGGUAUCAAUUGGUACGAAAGUUUUAUGCACUUUAAGCUCCGGCGGUAUGGACUACUUGCUCCGACCCAGACUUAAGCUUGCCAUACCUACGACCUUUUACCAGUGACAGAAAUUGAGGACGUCUGGAUAUUACCUGUUUUUGUUUAUGUAAAAAUACGCUGAAUAACAUCUUAUCAUGAUAAAUGUUUCAGUUAUGACAUCAUGAGGAGCUGUUGGCAUCCAAACCCAAAAGAGAGACCGACGUUCGGGGAGCUUGAGAAGCUCAUAGAUGGUUUGUUGUCAGCGGAAGCUGACUACCUAGAGAUACAUGACGAUUUGCCGGUAGAGGAGGAAGCACCUUAUGACGAGGUUCGCUUCAGUCGAAUUCCGGAAGAAUUUCUCGCCACGCCAGAAGCGCCUGUACAAGACUCCCCACGGUCCCAACCAGCCCUGGAUACUGAAACUAACGGUGACGUGGCAAGCGCGCAGAUCGAGAAGGAUGAUCAUGAAAGUAUUGAGGGCAAAGGAGAGGACGAUACUGCGUUUUAAUGUAACAACGCUAUUAAACCUUCCACUUCUGGGCCAGUCUGUGUGGAAAAGGGACAUUUCCAUGGGCAUUAAUUUGUAACUGCAAUAAUGUAAUUAAUAACAGGUGGAGAAAUUGAUAGCACUUUUUAACAGUUGAGGUAGCAGUAGCACCCAUCCUCCUUCCUCCCCCGCCUAGAUUAAAGAUGUGAAUAUGGAAAUCUGCUCUACCAGCAGUCACAUUUUAUUCCUUAGCGAAACAUUUAUAAGGCUUUACACAGGAUAAGGUUAACACAACAGUUUCACUGAAUUGAUCAUCACUUCUGAAAAGGAGCAAAGGAGAGGUUUUCUUUGUUCUUCAGCGACCAAAACAAAUUAUUGUUAGGUAACUUCUGCAAUUGCACACUAGUCACAAUUUUUUUUUAUUUUUAUGUGGCAAUAAGACAUACAUAUGUGAACAAACCGCAGAUGUAACUGUGCAUAGAUAUUGUCAAUACAAGGAGUGUUGUGCCCAUUCCAGCUAACACUAAAAAGCAGUCGACGUAUUUUCCUUAAUUUAGUUUUCGACGGCAUUGCUGAAGAUCUUACUUGGGGUUAAAUUCUCUUUGUUUCUGAUGCCCAUCUUAUAUUGACAUCAAAGCAGAUUACAGCAAAUAGUUACCUUCCGUUAACAGAACGCCCUGUUAACAGGUAAAGAGAUGUCACUUACCGCUUUUACAUUCUAAUCACCCUUCGCUUAGAAAAAAGUAGUUUUUAGCUUUCGUUUGAGCUGCGUACUCUCAUGGGACUGAUUUCAGAAGAAGAACUCCUGAAAUGUAACUUAAUACGUCAUUUUUUGUGCAUUAAAUUUUAACUUGGUCUCGAGGAAUGAAACAAAACAAACCACAUCGAGGUCGAGAACCCAGUGAGAAUUGUGAUAUAUCAAAAUUGGCCUAUUCAACCAGCCAACAUGUUAUUGCAGUAGCUUGAAUUCAAGCGGCCACCUAAGAGCAUUGAUACAGCAGUAAAAUCUCAUUACAAUUUCCGUUCGGUCUAAAACUGUUAGAAUCACGUCUCAAAUGUUCCGUCCAGUUCUAAUGACAAAAAAACUUGGAACCGUUCCUAGCGUUUAUGAAGUUGCAGAGCGUUUAGUGUCUUGAAAGGAAUUAUUUUGCAUAAUGUUAAAUAUUUGUAAUAAAACAAAUAUGUGUGCCUUAAAUAAAGCAUUAAAGCAGUA
Orbicella faveolata is the source of this 1824-nucleotide messenger RNA. RefSeq lists its product as uncharacterized. NCBI's taxonomy places the organism in Eukaryota, Metazoa, Cnidaria, Anthozoa, Scleractinia, Merulinidae. Gene Ontology annotation, molecular function: ATP binding; protein binding; transmembrane receptor protein tyrosine kinase activity. Gene Ontology annotation, biological process: cell surface receptor protein tyrosine kinase signaling pathway; multicellular organism development; positive regulation of kinase activity. The record is from RefSeq and is a predicted model, not a curated record. Gene Ontology annotation, cellular component: plasma membrane; signaling receptor complex.